Messenger RNA from Hyla sarda, 1791 nucleotides. It is a transcript of the gene ERAL1, whose product is annotated as Era like 12S mitochondrial rRNA chaperone 1. Gene Ontology annotation, cellular component: mitochondrial matrix. Gene Ontology annotation, molecular function: GTP binding; rRNA binding; ribosomal small subunit binding. The record is from RefSeq and is a predicted model, not a curated record. NCBI's taxonomy places the organism in Eukaryota, Metazoa, Chordata, Amphibia, Anura, Hylidae. The transcript is spliced from 11 exons. Gene Ontology annotation, biological process: ribosomal small subunit assembly. The coding region runs from base 101 to 1378 and encodes 425 amino acids.
AUGUCAGGUCGCAGAGAUGAGGUCAUCAGUGAGCCCACGGGCUGUGUACACUAUGGCGGCGCCCAUGAGUGCAGGCGUGAUCUAGGAGCCAGUGACGAGGAUGUGGUCGGUCAGGGCUGCUCGUGUCCUGGCUGAGGUUAAAGCGGCAGGAACUGUCAUACUUCUAAGUAAGAGGGGUCAUCAAAAGUUUAAUAGGUUUUCUGCAUGUCUAUAUGGGAAGGACUCUGCUAUUGGAAGUUUGUUGGGGGUCAACCAGCAUAUAGCUACAAGUGAACUUCUCAGCCCACAAGCACCAGCUAUUUCCUUCAAUAAAGCUAAUCAAGACAGUUUAUUAAAGCAUGAUCCUGACCAGCCAGAGAACCCCAAGGUCCUAAAGCUUGCGAUUAUAGGAGCUCCCAAUGCAGGAAAAUCUACUUUAUCCAACCAGCUUUUGGGCAGAAAGGUUUUUGCCGUAUCCAGUAAAGUGCACACCACACGCUGCAAAGCAAAGGGUAUCAUCACAGAAGAAGACACCCAGAUAAUCCUCCUGGAUACUCCUGGUAUGGUCAAUAAUUUAAGAGCUGAAAGGCAUAAACUGGAUAAAGCCUUUCAGGAGGACCCUUGGGAAUCAGUGAAGAUGGCUGAUGUUGCGUUGGUUUUGGUGGAUGUUUCGGAUAAGUGGAUGAGAAAAUCUUUGCACCCCGAGGUGCUCAAGUGUUUAUCCAAGAACCCCCAUGUCCCCAGCAUACUGGUGUUAAACAAAGUUGAUUUAGUAACGCAGAAAAGCAUGUUGCUGGAUGUCACAAGUAAACUGACUGAAGGACUGGUUAAGGGGAGGAAAGCGGUAAUAAAAUCUAGUAAAAAAUCUGUAGACAGAAGCGUCAAGUCAGAUCCACAUAUAAGAAAAGAAGAGUCUGGAGGACUGCCCGAGGAUGAGCAGGAUAAUUCUGACAAAUACCUAAAAGACAGGACUGGGUGGCCUCAUUUUCAGGAGGUGUUCAUGCUUUCAGCAUUAGAAGGAGAUGAAGUUGAUACACUAAAGAAAUAUCUGAUGACUCUUGCCAAGCCAGGAGAAUGGGAAUAUCAUAGCGAGGUUGUGACUACUCAGUCACCAGAGGACAUUUGCCAAAAUAUUAUCAGAGAGAAGCUUCUGGAAUACUUGCCCAAGGAGAUUCCUUACAAUAUCACUCAGAUCAAUGAACUUUGGGAGGAAGGUUCUGGCGGGGAGCUGGUUAUUAAGCAGACUUUGCUAGUGCCUAAAGAAAACCAUGUGAAACUUAUCAUUGGCCCUGGUGGGGAGCUGAUCAGCAAGAUUGCAAAGGAAGCGGGGAGCGAUCUAAUGAAUGCUUUCCUGUGUGAUGUCCGGUUACAACUUGCGGUGAAGUAUAGGAAGAGAUAGGAGCCAGAUGUUCAUGUUCUGCUGGAUUUAAAUUAUAAACUGAAAGUGUGAACAGUGGUAUGGACUUGAGAAGUUUCCGAAUAGACGGAGAGACUUUUGGCAGCGUUCAUAACAAACCAUUAGUCAUGAAGAACAUGCUAAAGAGAUAACUAAUUUUUUUUUAACACAGUUACAUGUACAUUAUUUGUGGCAUGCAUACGUUUUCAGCCAUAUUGAUUCUUUACCACUCUAAAAUUAGUUUCUAAUGUUGCAUACAUUUUCCAUGAAUCCUCUGGCUUUGCAGAGACAGCAGAUGGAGUCUCAUCACUGCAGUUCCUUUAAUUAAGGUCACCUGGCUAGGCGCAAGCAGCCUAAGGGUACGUUCAGACAAGCGGAUCCACAGCAUAUUUGACGCUGCAAAUCCACCGCCAAAG